This is a messenger RNA of Podospora pseudocomata, 1032 nucleotides long. RefSeq lists its product as uncharacterized. The transcript has a single exon. Bases 1 to 1032 code for a protein of 343 amino acids. Lineage: Eukaryota; Fungi; Ascomycota; Sordariomycetes; Sordariales; Podosporaceae. The record is from RefSeq and is a predicted model, not a curated record.
AUGAGCAGAACAGUCCGCUGGGGCUCGCCCACCGAAGGGCACUACGAGCAUCAGCGCAGCGACUCGGGUGUGGGUUCCUUCAGCGACUGCGAGAGUCGAACCUCCAACACCGACCGCGACCGCAACUUCUUGGCUUCUGGCUACGAGGACAACACAACCAUCUACCAACUGCAGCGUGCUCUUGAGCAGACGCGCCAGCAACGAGACGAGUUUUCCAAAAAGAUCGCCGAGCUCGAGACCACCGUCCGUCAAUUGCGCAACGAGAUUGAGCAGAACAAGGCCCAUGUGCGCGCCGUCACGGACCAGAAUGAGCUCUUUACACACGAAAAGAAGACGCUCGCCGAGAAGAAUAAGGAACUCUCGGAACAAAACACACAGCUUCAGGAGCAGCUCGACGACACGAUUGAGAAGCUGAAGAAGUCCAAUCGCAAGAGCACCGUCACCAGCUCGCCAACAGCCGCCAGCUCCACCACGUCCGAGUCCACCGAGGACAAGAAGCCACGGCGCAGCGCCAGCAAGCGCAGACCAGAGAAGGAAAAGGAGCGCGACGCCGACCGCGAAAAGGAGAAGCGCGAAAAGGAGCGCAAGAGGGAAAAGCGCGAAAAGGAACAACACCGCGAACACGAACGGCCUGCCGAAAAGGAAGACGACACAAUUGACCGCCUGCGCCAGCGGUUCGACAAGCAUCGCGUUGGCGACGAGAGCGACGCCAAGAGCGGUAGCAUUGCUUCCUCCAAACCCGCCCGGGCAAGCCGACCGACAAGCAGCUAUAUCGAGCCACUGGGUCUCAGCACCCCCAGACCACAGCAGACUGUGCCGCCCUCGCCCGCGCGCCAUCAUUCCUACACGGCCCCUGGAUACCCACCCUCGACCACGUAUGCCAGCAUUCGCGAGCCAUCUGCCUACGCACAGGGCGCUCAACGGUCCGCUCACCCCCAGGUCUACAUUGCCAGCGGAGAGUACGGCUACGAGGAGGAGGAAGCUGCGUACCACCCACAUCAAGUCAGGACCGGUCGCAGCGAGCGGAGGUGA